GGUAACUAAUGGGGAUUGUGAGAAAGUUCCCUACUCCCCGCGUGGGGGUCGCGGUAUAAAAGGGGUUGGAGCGGACUGGAGCCUCGCAAUCGAAGUACAGCAGAGCUGCCGUACGGACUACGCACAGUCGGGCAAUAGUACAGCAGAGAUGUUCGGGACAGCUGCGUGGGCGUUGCUGGCGUUGGUCGGGGCUUCAGUGGCAUCACCCGACAAAGGCUUUAUCCAAGUGGCUCCGUCAUAUGGACCUCCUCCACCAUCUUAUGGACCUCCUCCACCUUCGUAUGGACCACCACCAGCUGUGUCAUAUGGCGCUCCCCCUGCUCCGUCGUAUGGACCUCCCAAGAAGGCUCAAUGUUAUCCCAAAGAGAUCUGGAAGACCAUGACGAAGGACGUCCAGGGAACUUCUAUGUAUUAUGAGACUCUCACCAGAGAAGUGCCGACCACCAUCUUCGCUUACAUCACCGAGACCAAAGUCGCUCCUAAGACAAUCGUUCUUUACUCCACCAUGACUGCCUACGCAGAACCAAACAUUUACACCGAAACCAAAAUCUUGUACGAUACCAAAAUGGUGACCGUGCCUGUAUACAUGAUUGAGAGUAAAUACGGUUACAACACAGCAUCUGAGUACUUCACUGAGACCGUCGCUGUUUACGUAACAAAAACAAUUACACAAAGUUAUCCUAUGACUAACUACGUCACGAAAACUGGUUACGAAACCAAAGGAUACUACGUUACGCAAACCAAGGUACAGAACAAGUACGUUACUCAAACCGUCAAGAAUCCUUACUACGUAACAAACUACGUGACAGAGACCAAGCAAGAUUAUGUGUACAACACCGUCACCGAGACAAUCAAUCAGUACGUCACCAUGUCGGUUUAUCAAACCAUCCCAGAGUACCACACGGUCACGAAAUGCGACUAUGCACCUGCUCCAAUGAUGUACGGUGGAGGCGGAUACUAAACGCCUCCUUGUGUCCAGAGUUUAAAAAAUUAGCAGCUAAGCGAUCGCUUAUUUUACCAAUGAUGCUCAAACUAAAUCGAAACAUGGAUGAAAAAUCUUUUAUCGCCAAUCUGUCUGGAGGCUUUCUUCGCCCAGUUAGUCUUCAUGUCGUAGGCGAUUGAGAUUCUCUCCUCCAGAGCCGGAAGAUGGUCUAAGUUUAAGGUCGAGAUGUCUGAACCCUUGGCCUCGCGAAGAUAGUUCAUGAUGUAUUCCCUUUAGCCACGACCUCCCUCGACGCCCGUCAGCUCUGCCCGAACACCUGUCUGUACGCCCGCCGCCUGCGGGACGGACAGGCCUGACAUCGCCUGCCGUCUCGCCGGGACCAGAAGAUCGGUCCCAAAACCGGAUAAGGAGCUGCCCACUCCCAUCUGGUUUCCUGACCACCAAGAUCGGUCAGGGAUUGUCAUUUAUUUCUAAGUCCUUGAAGAAGAUAUCACUAAUAAAAAUGGAAAACAAUA
Molecule: messenger RNA, 1458 nt
Organism: Hyalella azteca
Lineage: Eukaryota; Metazoa; Arthropoda; Malacostraca; Amphipoda; Hyalellidae
Product: probable pathogenesis-related protein ARB_02861
Exons: 2
Coding region: 149-961 (270 amino acids)
Source: RefSeq, a predicted model, not a curated record